This is a messenger RNA of Apis laboriosa (Himalayan honeybee), 5992 nucleotides long. It is a transcript of the gene Pde6, whose product is annotated as cGMP-specific 3',5'-cyclic phosphodiesterase. The record is from RefSeq and is a predicted model, not a curated record. Gene Ontology annotation, molecular function: 3',5'-cyclic-nucleotide phosphodiesterase activity; protein binding. The transcript is spliced from 13 exons. Bases 1195 to 4392 code for a protein of 1065 amino acids. Lineage: Eukaryota; Metazoa; Arthropoda; Insecta; Hymenoptera; Apidae. Gene Ontology annotation, biological process: signal transduction.
GACAGAGACUUGCACACGAUGGAAGAAGAUCGGAGGGAGGGGAGAGGGAGGAGGGCCUGGCGCACCAGUUUCCGCGUUCCAGCGGCGCACAAGCGCGCCACGGCUCGCACACACAUACAUACACACACACAUACGCGCACGUAACCACGAACACGAGCGAGACCCGUGUCUCACCAGGCUGGCUUCAGUAAGCUCGGAGCUUUCGAACGGUCCAGUCGCCUUCCCCGCGCUCCGUACCUCCUCGCCUCCUUUUGUCAUCCAAUCGUACGUACGUACGUACGUACUAUCGACAUGUGCGUGACGAACAUCCAGCCAAUCCCGAUUCGUCGUUCGCUCGCUGUAUUCGCGUUGUAGCACGCGUUCUCGCGGAAGAUCGGGACGUAUCCUAAUAUAUUGGCAUAAAAUAAUAUAAUUUUUAAACAUUCGAGUGAAAAACUUGGAGUUUUUAUCGAGUUAUCGCCAAUGGAUAAGAUCGGGAACGGAUGGAUCAGGUUGACCGACGACCGUGCAACCUCUUCCCGUGUAACCUCUUUUAACCUAUGCGUUAACCGACUCGGCUAUUUCGAUUAUCGAGAAUUGAGGAAAGAGGAGGAGGUCGAUUUCUUGGUUCGAUUUUAACCGUGCUUGCCAAGCAAUAUAAAUAGACGGACGCGACUUGUGCGCGGCUUUUUUAUAUCCAGGAUUCGAUACAUAUGUAUAUAUACAUAUAUAUGAAUGGAUAAAUAAAUUAUCGCGUGGAGCGAUGUUUUUAAAUCGGGUGAAAAGUUAAUUGGUGAAGUUUAGUUGGAUGAAAGGGAGGACGGUGAGAGGGAGCGUGGCUUGGAUAGAUUGUCGCAUUGGACGAGCUUAGUGUCGGGCUGGUGGCACUGUUCCGGGAGCACCGGCGGCGGGAUCAUGAGGAGCAGCAGGACGAGCAGCGUGCACGGUGGAACGAGGACCGCCUCGAGAUCGAUUCGAAGGCUGUGCGAUCAGCUCGAUUCUUAUAACGGAAGGAUAGCCAAGCGGAGUGUGCGCAGAGAAUCGGCGAGAAAGGCUCUCCGUGUAUUUUGGACUCGAGAGGCCGUAAAGUUUUAACAAAAGCGAAGGGGUCACAAUGCGAAGUGUCCUCUCACCUCGUUCUCCCGAGGGCACCGCGUGUUAGAGCAACUUGCACACCGUCGUGCUCAAUGUUAAUUAAUUCAGACGUAAGAUGAUAUGGAGACUGAAGACGAAGUGGACGAAGAGCUGCCGGGGGUGAAACGCACGGAGGUGAACCGGAACGAUAAUAUAAAGAGGCUCGAGACGAUGAAAAUUUCAACGAAACCAAUGUCCUCGAAGACGGUAGAGCGAAGUGAGUGCCAGCUGGUGCGCUCACCGAAUCCAGAGGAACCGGAACUCGUCGUUCCGUACACGAAUCCUGGCAAAACGAAAACGCAAGAAGAAUCAAAAUUACCUUUAAGCAUCAGCAUCAAGACUGACACGAAGGACAGUGAAAUAGUGAAGUUAUGUAGAAGCAAGAGGAUCACUUGUCAGGAUACCAUACACGAGUACGACGAGGAUGAUGGACUCACUAUGGAAAAAGUUGGAAGAUACCUCGAAGCGCAUCCGGACGCUGCAGAGGCCUGGUUCCGUGAAAACGCGAGCCUCGACCUUCGUCAAAGGCUUCAAGGUAUGGCCGUGGUUCAAGCGAAAUCACCGUUGAAAAAUAUACAUCAGGAGGAGAAUCUCCUGAGCAGAAGCAAACGUAACAGCGUGACAUCUGAUCUGUUCCAAAGCUGGCUGGCUUCCAGUUCACCAGCCAAGCGCAGUAAAAGUCCCAGCAGGAUGUAUACCUCGUUGGUAGGACGAAGAGAAGAGCUCAACAGGUUGGAUGAAAGUGAUUUGUUCAUGGAGUUGAUCAGAGACGUGGCAAAUGAAUUGGAUAUCAAUGUUCUCUGUCACAAAAUUUUGGUAAACGUCGGCCUGCUUACACACGCCGAUCGUGGAAGUCUUUUUUUGGCUAAAGGGCCUUUGGAAGAUAGAUAUUUGGUUGCAAAACUGUUCGAUGUUACACAAGACACUGAAUUGGAGGAAGCCAUUCAAAAAGCGAAGAACGAAGAGAUCAAGAUUCCUUUUGGAGUUGGAAUAGCUGGCUACGUGGCUCAAACUAAAGAAAUUAUCAACAUCAAAGAUGCAUACAAGGAUCCAAGGUUCAAUAGCUCUAUUGACAUGAGAACUGGCUAUAAAACUACGUUAAUUUUAUCCAUGCCUAUAUGUAAUUACGAAGGAGACGUGAUUGGAGUUGCUCAAAUUAUAAAUAAGACUAAUGGUAGCAAUGAGUUUACUGAUAGAGACGUCGAGGUGUUCCAGAGGUACUUAACAUUUUGCGGGAUUGGGAUACAAAAUGCGCAAUUAUUCGAGCUCUCCGUGCAAGAAUAUCGCAGGAACCAGAUUCUUCUAAACUUAGCCAGAAACAUAUUCGAAGAGCAGAACAAUCUCGAGUGUCUGGUCACGAAGAUCAUGACUGAAGCGAAGGAACUUCUAAAAUGCGAAAGAUGCGCCGUGUAUCUUCUGGAUCUUGACUGCGGCGAGGCAGGACACCUCGAAAAAAUCGUCGAACGGCCGGGAAAAUCGAUGCAAGAGAGCCGGAAACCGCUUUCGAGGAGAGAGAGUAACAACAUCGAGAUGGAGGAUAUUUUCCAACAGCAUGCGACGAACGAUGGAAAUAAAUUCACCACGAUCUUCGAGAUGGACAACGAAACACAGAAAGCCAAAGUGUACAGACCCAGUGCAAGUGAUUUAUCGAAUCCAUUGAGCCAAAUUGCGAGGUACGUCGCAGCUACGGGUCAAAUUUUGAACAUCGGUGACGUGACCACGUGGCUGAAGAAGGACGUCGUUCAGGCCGGAAGCGACCCUAUCAAGAGCAUUCUCUGCAUGCCUAUAGUUAAUGGACAGAGAAACGUGAUCGGUGUUGCUCAAUUAAUCAACAAGGAUAAUGGAACAUCAUUCACGGAUUCCGACGUAUCGAUUUUCGAAGCUUUCGCCAUUUUUUGCGGCCUUGGUAUUCAUAAUACCCAAAUGUACGAGUCAGCAUGCAAGCUGAUGGCCAAACAAAAGGUUGCUCUCGAAUGUCUGAGUUAUCACGCGACGGCAAGCAACGACGAUACGUUAAAAUUAACCUCAGAACCGAUACCGUCCGCGGAAUCCUACAAUCUGUACAGUUUCACAUUUAUCGACUUCGAUUUGACCGAUGAGGACACUUGUAGAGCUACCAUUAGGAUGUUCAAACAAUGCGAUCUGAUACAAAAAUUUCAUAUCCCUUACGAAGUUCUAUGCAGAUGGAUUCUCAGUGUAAAGAAGAAUUAUAGGCCAGUCAAGUACCACAAUUGGAGACACGCACUGAACGUUGCCCAGACCAUGUUCGCCAUGCUUAAAACCGGCAAGAUGGAGCAGUUCAUGACCGAUCUUGAAAUUCUUGGACUCUUGGUCGCCUGUUUGUGCCAUGAUUUAGAUCAUCGAGGAACCAAUAACGCGUUUCAAAUGAAGACAGAAUCACCAUUGGCCAUUCUUUAUUCGACCAGCACUAUGGAACAUCAUCAUUUUGAUCAGUGUGUCAUGAUCCUGAAUUCGGAUAGUAAUAACAUCUUCCAGAGUUUGUCUAUGGAGGACUAUAGAAGAGUGAUGAAGGUGGUCGAGAGUGCUAUACUUUCCACAGAUUUGGCGGUUUAUUUCAAAAAGAAGAACAAGUUCAUGGAACUGAUUGAUGAGGGCGAGUUUGAUUGGCAGAGUGAAGAAAAGAAAGAACUAUUAUGCGGAAUGAUGAUGACGGCCUGCGACGUGAGCGCCAUAGCAAAACCCUGGGAGGUACAACACAGGGUGGCCAAGCUAGUCGCCGACGAAUUCUUCGAUCAGGGUGAUCUGGAACGUCUCCAACUGAACCAACAACCAGUGGCCAUGAUGGAUCGCGAAAGGAAGGACGAACUUCCUCAAAUGCAAGUCGGUUUCAUCGACGUCAUAUGUCUGCCUCUCUACAAAGUUCUCUCCGACACUUUCCCAUGGAUCAUGCCACUCUACGAGGGCACCAUGGAGAACAGACAACACUGGCAAGAUCUAGCUGAAAAAGUCGAAAUGGGUCUGACCUGGAUAGAUCGUGACACCAUCGACGAACCAGUCGAAGAAUUCAUCUCCUAUGAACGCAAAGACAUCGAAUUCACGGUCACAACCUUGAACUGCAUGGACAAAAAAGAAGUCCCUGAGAAAUCCGCGUUGAGCAGACUUAUCUCUCUAAGGAAAGGUGGUCCUACUCUAGGCAAAGAUGUAAGACACAAACUUAGCAGGCCACUUUACACGAGAAACGCUCCAGAGGACGCUGCCAAAUCCAAGGCCCUGAUCCCUGACAGGAAGAGUAGAAAUAAAUUGUGUUUGCUCAUUUGACGGCUUACGUCCACCACUCUUGAGAGCAUACCUGAAUGAUGAAAAGGAAGAUGAGAGAUCUCAUGGAGAAAUUUGUGUGAUUAGCAUCUGAUGCAAAUAUGUUAUUGCCUACUGGUUAGCUAACUUUAUAAGGUUGUAACUAGUAAAGAUCAAAGUGGAUUGGAAAGAAGGAUUACCUGUACUGUGAGAUUCAUCAGGAAGAUUUCAAAGGAUGUAAAUUCAUGGGAAGUACAAUGACUGUACAGUGAAGAGGAAAGUGCAUCCGAGUUGCAGCUUGGAAUGAGUCGAUAAUGAAAUGAUACAAGGUGUGAUUUAUCUACUGUGAUUGCUGUCCAUCUGCCUAGAAAAUCAAAAGUCAAGAAAGUGAAAUCAAACGUUUGUUCGAAUAAACGAAGAUACAUUUAAGGGUCAUCGAAUCGAAGGCUGAAAGAUUUUGCAGAUUUUAAUCCCAAGACUGUCGUCGAGUCUUUAGAAAACACGUUAGACGAUUAGUCAAUGGCUAGUUAGUUAGACUGGCGAUAAGUUAGGCGACCUUUGUCGAAUUUUACCGUGGAGGAGAGAAAGAGAAGAAAAAAGAAAGAGAAAUUGAAAGAGUAAUGUCAGCGAUGGUUGCACGGAUUCAAUUUUGACAAUCUUUUUUGUAUUACAUCUCGAUACGUUAAUUAGGAUAAUCCGAUGGAUAAAACUGGUGAAAAAUAAAAUAAAAUGGAUAUCGAAAUUUUUGAAAAAAAAAAUACAGCCGAAAGAUGGGCAUUUUUAUAUAUUAAUGAAAAAAGGAAGAAGAAAAAUAAAGAAAAAUAUGAUGCAAAUUUAUAAAAAAAAAAAAGAAAAAAAAAAAAAAAAGAGUAUAAAACUCUUGGACUCUCGAUGAUACAUCGUAUUUCUAUCCCACUCGUUUCCAAGAUGACGCGUGGAAUCAAUCGACGACAUUAACGAAUGAUAACCAAGGUAAAUCAAUGCCUAUUAAAUUAACGAUUUCGUUGCAUCAUUCAAGCCAAUCCAAAAAUUGCGUCUCUGACGCAGAAAAUGAUCACGCGAUCUCGCAUUCUUGGAAUUAAAAGAUGUUAUUUUGUUUCUCUAUCUUUUUUUUCUUUUUUUUUUUUUUUUUUCCUCUUUUUCUCUUCUUCUUUCUUUACACGGAUCUUUACAGAAAUUGACGUAUUCUUUUUUUUUUUUUUCUAUUUUUCUGUUAUUUGAUUAAUAUCCAUAGAAGGAAAAGAUGAGAAAAAAAAAUACAUUAAAAAAUCCAAAGAAUCUUCUGUUUGAUUACUAAUUUUUAACUUAUUCAUGAUGAAGUAAUAAUAGAUAAAAUUUUGCCAUGAAUAGCAUUUUACAAAAACAGGUAUUUUCUUGGUGAAACAAGAAGACGCAAGCGAGAUACGUGAUAUAAAUAAAUAGUAUGUACAAGAAUCAAUUAAUAUUCAAGAUAAUUCGAGAGUGCUGUGUUUAAAAAAAAAAAACAUGAGAACAUGAGAAUCCAUUGUAACAAGAGUGAAACUGGUUUCUAGUCUUUUGAUAUAGCUACUAUGUAUGAAAAAUAUGCCUGUCAAAGACUAUCGCACACGACUAAAUAAAAUCUGAAUGUGCUCAAAACGUUAAA